This is a messenger RNA of Paramecium sonneborni, 783 nucleotides long. The record is from the annotation of a GenBank genome assembly. Lineage: Eukaryota; Ciliophora; Oligohymenophorea; Peniculida; Parameciidae.
AUGCAUUUAGGAUAAUGGGAUAAAUUGGCCACAUAUAAUGAAUAAGUCAAUGCUGAAGAAUCAGAUAAACCAUUUUGGAAAGCAGCUGUAUAUAUAUCUAAAGGAUAAUUGCAAAAAUAUAAGUAAGGAAAAGCAGAGAGAGAUUGGAUGGUUUAGCAACAGGAUUAUUAUAAGAAUCAUAUGAUAGAGCUUAAGAUGGAGUAUUAAAAUUAAAAAGCAGCCUAAGAGAAUGUAGGUGAAUAUUCUUAUAUUAAAUUAUUGGAUGAAUUAGAAAUUCGUAAGAAAAAAUUAAAAGAUAUUUGGCAUGAUAGAUUAAGUGGUGCACCUAAGGAUAUAGAUGUUUGGUAUCGUUUACUUUCAACAAGAUAAUUAUAUUUACCUAAAGUACAUGAUUUGACAUUUGGAUUAAAUUUGCUAAAUUAUGUUUAAAGAGAUAAAAAAUGGUUCUUUGCAAAUCUACUAUUGAAAUAUUAAAGGAAUAAUUUCAGAAUUAAGGUUAAGCUCCUUUACCUGUAACUCUUCACAUUUUCAAUAUGUAAUUUGAAUAUGUACAUGCUAAACAUGAAAUCUAAAUUUUAGAUUAGUUCAGAGAAUAUUUCACAAAUUAGGAACAAAUCAGUUCAAUUGAUUCUAAAUUAAAAGCAAAGACUUUUUUUACUUUAUAUAUAACUAAAUAAUUUGAUGUAUCUUUAUAAUAUAAUUCAACUUAUGCAAAGGCAUGGCAUUAUUAUGGUUUAUGUAAUUUUGAAGUUAUUGAAUAAUAAGAAAAUAGAUAAUCUAUGA